Diachasmimorpha longicaudata is the source of this 2129-nucleotide messenger RNA. RefSeq names its product Pinocchio (gene Pino). The record is from RefSeq and is a predicted model, not a curated record. Lineage: Eukaryota; Metazoa; Arthropoda; Insecta; Hymenoptera; Braconidae. The transcript is spliced from 6 exons. The coding region runs from base 429 to 1025 and encodes 198 amino acids.
UCUCACUCCUGUGGAGUCUCAUGUAGCGUUUGUUCGUUGGUCCCACAUAUCUCAUUUAUAUUCAUCAUCAAAUACCAGCUUAUUAAUUCCAUCCAGUCAAUCAGUUACCACCAAGCAUCGAUACGAGUGUCAUAAUCGUUCGAGAACCAUCAACAUCGGCUUCAACGAGUCAGAUAAUAAAUCUCGAUCUUGGAAUUCUCGAUAACCAGUACAACGACACUGCUAGGUCGUUGACCAUCAAUGUGCUAGCAUCAAAUCACUCAAACCGAAUAAUAACAGUCAUUGGAUUAAUUUUAAAUUGUUAAAUACGUGAGAUAUCUUGGAUAUUUUACUCGUCAGUGCUACCUGAAGAUAUCCGGAGGAAUUUAUUGCUGUUGCGACGCAGCUGUUCAGGAUUGUGCCAAAAAGAAAAAAUUCGAGAUUGAAAAAUGGAGGGAGCCCUGACGGAAUUCGAGGAGAGUCUGUCAUUCGACGUGGAUGAUCCAGAUUUUGCACCAAAUAGCAUCUUUAAAGGAACAAGGACUCAAGCUGCCUUAGACCUUUACAUCCCUGGAAUGACUGUCUCCAUGACGAAACUUGACGUGUCAAACCAAGUUGCUAGCAUGUCUGUGACAUCAGUUCAAACCACCACCGAGAGUCUCUCUCGUCACGGGAGCAACAUUUCUCUGUCGCACCACAGUCUGGCUGGAAGUGUGGACGAUGGACUUCAAGAUUCUCAUCCUCAAUACCAGGACACUAUUCUAACAAUUGAGGAACUUCGGGCUCAGUUGAAUUCCUGCUUUACAUGCGGUGUAUCGUGGAGUGAGGAGCACGUGUCUCUUGACUGCAGUGAAUGUGGUGGCUAUUCACUCCAGCGGCCAUGUCCACUCUGCGAUGGGCGGUGUCACACCUCCUGGAAACGUGAUCUCACCAUGUCUCAUGCUAGUGGCAAAGCACGAUGGAUUGGUGAGUGCGGUCUGAGCUGUGGUCCCUCACUCGAUGAGAGCCUGGUGCCAGCCCUUGAGAAAUUACGCGCCACCUCGUGAACUGGUGGUGGUCAACGGCAGUGUCUUGAUGAGCUUAGACGCGCUUAAUAAAAAUGCACAAGACUUAAAAGCAGAAAAAACAUCGCCAUCCAUUAUCGUGUCACAAUUUCAUUGACAUUUAAAAUUAAAUUCAUUGGUAUAUGUGGGACUUUAGGAAUGAAUGCUGUAAGUGGUUACGGUGUAACCAACGAGGUCUGAGGAAUUUCCUUUCAUUCUCAUUAAUCUGAUAUGAUGGAAAAUUAGGAGAAAAUAAAACGGCUGUUGCGCAUAUUGAAUUUACUACCUGUGAUUGUGUGUAGAUAGAUUUAUCAGAAUUAAUUGUACAACACAUGGAAAAAUUCACCAACAAUUGCGCAGUUGGUUUAGGAAAAUUAUGAAUUUUUCACCCAUGAAUUGCUCGGUAAUUGAAUGUCGUUCGACGAAAUAUUGACAUCACGAGGAAUGCAAAUGUCUUCGAAAAAUUCAUCGAGACGUGACACAGUCGUGACUAGAGAUGACGUAAUUCAUUGUAAAGUAAAUACUAGAUCGUAUCACGUUGUUGAACAUUUACGGAACAGCUGUUGAGAGUGAAUCAUUGAGGAGAAAAAUCAUGCUGGGAUCAUUAGGAUAUUCAAUGGGAUAACUCAUUGAUGAAUUCACAUACUUUACGAGUUGUGAAAAUGAAUACUCGUUAUGAAAGACUUGGUAUUUGAAUAAAAAUCUUAGCCAAUUCUAGUUUAAUUAUUGCUGUCAAAAUUUUAUGAUAAUGAUUCAACGUACUUUUGACUGACUGGAAUUAGACUAAUGAAUUAUUCGAUACACUUGAAAUACGUGAAAAUAAAGCUCACCUCCAGUAAUGUAUGUUUUUUGUAUGCCAGGAAAUUGAAAUAUUUUUUAAAAAUGUAUCAACCGUAUUCACGAAACUUUAUCCUCAUCUAAGUUAACGUAUCACUAAUCAGUAAGUUAAUUUUCUUUUUCUAAAGUAUUAAAACUGAAAUUGCAAGGUUUUAAUUAUUAGUGUGCUUUGGGUAACACUGAUCUUUCGUUGUAAUUUAUAUUUAAUUAUGCAGACGUUUUUGUAAAAUUAUUAUUUAUGAUUUAUUAAAGGAUGAACGAUAAAUUAAA